GGACUGCGGGCGCCCCGCGGUGCAGGCCGGGCCAAUCAGCGGUCGCGGGGCGGGCGGGGUUGCGGCACCGCGCGCGCGGAGCUGAGCGCAAAGCAGAGGCUCCACGGCCGUCCUGGAACAGACCAUGCCACGCUCACCCGUGCUCUUCCCGCUGCUGCUUCUGUUGCUGCCACCGCUGGCCCUGGGCCUCGGGCUUCGCGGCGCGGGCGGCCGGCGCCCGCAGUGUGGUCCGUGCCGGCCGGAGUUCUGCCCAGCGCUCGAGCGCUGCCCGGCUCCCGGCAUCGCGGCGCGCGACGAAUGCGGCUGCUGUGUGCGCUGCCUGGGCGCCGAGGGCGCGAGCUGCGGAGGGCGGGCCGGCGCGCGCUGCGGCCCGGGACUGGUGUGCGCGAGCCGCGCCACUGGGGCGGCGCCCGAGGGCACGGGGCUCUGUGUGUGCGCGCAGCGCGGCACAGUCUGCGGCUCCGACGGCCGUUCCUACUCCAGCGUUUGCGCGCUGCGCCUGCGCGCCCGGCACGCGCCCCGCGCUCACCCGGGCCACCUGCACAAGGCGCGCGACGGCCCCUGCGAAUUUGCUCCUGUGGUCAUCACUCCACCGCAGAGUGUUCACAACGUCACUGGGGCACCGGUAUACCUGUCCUGUGAGGUGAGGGCUGUGCCUACCCCAGUCGUCACAUGGAGGAAGGUCACACAGUCUCCUGAGGGCACCCAGGUGCUGGAGGACCUGCCUGGGGACCACAUCAAUAUAGCUGUCCAGGUGCGAGGGGGCCCUUCUGAGCAUGAGGCCACAGCCUGGAUUUUGAUCAAUCCCUUGAAGAAGGAAGAUGAGGGAGUGUACCAGUGCCACUCAGCCAACGCGGUUGGGGAGGCGCAGUCCCACGGCACGGUGACGGUGGUAGAUCUGAGUCAGUACAAGGCCCCCCGCUUCCCGGCUCCGGAUGACCACAUGUGACGGAGUAAUGGUCUUAGAAACAUUGAUCACAGGAUGACAGAAAAGUCAAGUCAUGGAUCGUUUUGCUUUGAAGAGCUGGAAAAACUGUGUUUGUAGAUGACCCCUUUUGUACGUUUUUAAAAAUUAGAUGCACACUAGAUUUCGUAUGCAGAUGUAGUUUUUAGCAGGACAAACAUUGGGAAAACAGACUGCAUGUAGCCUUUUUAUACUUUUGAAAUGAAUAGCUCUGUGAGAAUUCUUUUUUUACCUAUUCCCUCCAAGGGAAGGUAUAUUUGUUACCAUAUAUUUGUAAUUCUAAAGGGCUGGACCACGGCAUGUGUCAGCUGUGACUCUUUACCUCAUUUGUCUAGGACCGAUUAGCGGAGCUCUGUGACUUAAAACACUGUGUGUAGGAGGAGUGGGGAGAACCCUGCUGUCCUCUGCCUGACCUCUAACUUGCUGUGGGACCUGGGCAGGUCCCUCCCCUCCCUGGCCCUUGGUCUCUUCACUUGUGAAUGUGGUAUUGGAACUGGAUGUUUCCUGUCUCUUUGAGUGCUGCCAUCCCAGUGUAAGAUGGUCCUACGGAAAAAAUACAGGAAGUGUAGUCUUAGCAUCCUUUUUAAAAUGGUAUUCCCUCAAAAAGCAAAUACUAGGGUGUGGACAGCUGGCUGUAGCUCAUCUAUUCCUGCCAUCUUCCUAUUUUAAAGAGGUUCCAUCCUAGCUGGAAUACUUAACCGGGCUGAGUGUUUGGGGACCAAGACAUCUACUUACUAACAAGCCCAGCAUUCUCUAACCAGAUGGGCAGUGGAGACCUGGCCUCUGGACAUCAAACUGUAAAAAUGGGGUCAGCUCCUCUCUCUGGGCUGUGGAAUUAGAGUGGAGUGCAAUACAUUUUCCUUAGAGAUGUUUUGACCUCACCCAGAAAUAAAGCUUUCUUUCUUUUCUUUUAAUCAAGAAAGAAGGUGAAUUUUUAAUAGCUGGGCUUAGGCAUCUGAGCUGGGGAUUGGAAUAAGUGUGAGAGAUUCCAGGCUAGGGAAGCAGCAUCUGAAAGCAGGGGUGGAGAAGUGCAGUGUGGUUGGUGAAUGCGGAGCAGUGACCAGUGGUGGCUGCUGGGAGCCCUAGUGGCAGAUAGGGGGCGGUUUGGGGCCACACCCCUAAAUGCCAUCAGAAGAGGCUGGACCUGAUGCUGUGAGCAAUGGAUCUGAAUCUCAGUCUUCUGUUGUCAACUGGGUU
This is a messenger RNA of Camelus dromedarius (Arabian camel), 2161 nucleotides long. RefSeq names its product insulin like growth factor binding protein like 1 (gene IGFBPL1). Gene Ontology annotation, molecular function: insulin-like growth factor binding. Bases 125 to 949 code for a protein of 274 amino acids. The transcript is spliced from 5 exons. The record is from RefSeq and is a predicted model, not a curated record. Gene Ontology annotation, cellular component: extracellular region. NCBI's taxonomy places the organism in Eukaryota, Metazoa, Chordata, Mammalia, Artiodactyla, Camelidae. Gene Ontology annotation, biological process: regulation of signal transduction; regulation of cell growth.